Molecule: messenger RNA, 1576 nt
Organism: Olea europaea var. sylvestris
Lineage: Eukaryota; Viridiplantae; Streptophyta; Magnoliopsida; Lamiales; Oleaceae
Product: 65-kDa microtubule-associated protein 1-like
Exons: 8
Coding region: 158-1561 (467 amino acids)
Biological process (GO): microtubule cytoskeleton organization; cytokinesis by cell plate formation
Cellular component (GO): cytoplasm; spindle
Molecular function (GO): microtubule binding
Source: RefSeq, a predicted model, not a curated record
CACAUUGAAUAGAUCUUAGUUUAUCUCUGUCUUUUCCUUCUGCUCUUUCACUCUCACACAGUCACAUUGUCCUUCCGACACACACUCUCAAGCAAUUUUAGAUCUGUGUCUACGAAUCUUCCCAAAACCCGACUCGGUUUGCUUGGAGCUGGAGCUGAUGGCAGCAGUGGAUGCUGAAAAACCUCUCACUGGACAAAUUACUUGUGGUUCUUUACUACAGCAGUUGCAGCAAAUUUGGGAUGAAGUUGGUGAGAGUGAUGAUGACCGAGACAAAAUGCUCCUUCAGUUGGAGCAGGAGUGCUUGGAUGUGUACAAGAGAAAGGUUGAUCACGCCGUGAAAUCAAGGGCUCUCCUUCUUCAGACACUGGCAGAUGCUAGAGUUGAACUCACCAAUCUCCUGUCAGCACUUGGAGAGAAGAGUUAUGUUGGAAUACCUGAGAAGACUUCAGGAUCUAUCAAGGAGCAGCUUGCAGCUAUAGCACCUGCAUUAGAAAAACUAUGGAAACAGAAAGAUGAACGGAUGAAGGAGUUUUCUGAUGUCCAGUCUCAAAUACAAAAGAUAUGUUCAGAAAUUGCUGGGAUUAGUGGGCAGGAGGAGAGUCCUGCAGUUGAUGAGUGUGACCUGUCCCUGAAAAAAUUAGAUGAAUUUCAUGCUCAGCUCCAAGAACUGCAAAAAGAAAAGAGUGAGAGAUUGCAUAUGAUCCUUGAGUUUGUGAGCACUGUGCAUGAUCUUUGUGCCGUCCUUGGCUUGGACUUCUUCAGUACUGUCACUCAAGUUCAUCCAAGUUUGAAUGACUCUGCAGGUGUACAGUCUAAAAGCAUAAGCAAUGACACACUAGCUAGAUUGUCAGAGACUGUCUUAUCACUAAAAGAAGAUAAGAAGCAGAGGUUAGAGAAGCUUCAAGAAUUAGCAACUCAGCUCGUUGAUCUCUGGAAUUUGAUGGACACCUCUGAAGAAGAACGAAGCUUGUUUGAUCAUGUUACUUGUAACAUUUCAGCUUCAGUGGAUGAAGUUACCGUUCCUGGGGCUCUCACUCUGGAAAUCAUUGAGCAGACCGAAGUAGAAGUUGAGAGGCUUGAUCAACUAAAAGCUAGCAGAAUGAAGGAAAUUGCUUUCAAGAAGCAGGCUGAGCUCGAGGAGAUAUUUGCCCAUGCUCACGUUGAGAUUGAUACAGAGGCUGCUCGAGCUAAAAUUUUGGAACUCAUUGAUUCUGGGAAUUUAGAGCCUGCAGAUUUAUUGACUGACAUGGAUAAUCAGAUAGUGAAAGCAAAAGAAGAGGCUUUGAGCAGAAAAGAUAUAUUGGAUAAGGUCGAGAAGUGGAUGUCAGCUUGUGAAGAAGAAAGUUGGCUUGAAGACUACAAUAGGGAUGAGAACAGGUACAAUGCUAGCAGAGGUGCGCACUUGAAUUUGAAGAGGGCUGAAAAGGCUCGAAUCUUGGUUAACAAGAUUCCAGGUACAGUACUGUACUAUGAUCCUUUCAGAUCGACAUGCGCAGUGGAUAAUAUCUGGGGCUCUUUCAUUGCACGUAUUUUAUUUUAUUUUAUUUUUGUAAAAAGGUAGCUGAAACUAAAAUCC